AUGUUUGGUCCUUUCCGCCUCACAAACCCGCUAUCGGGCGGUCUAUUAUGGAAGAUACCAUGGCGGCUAUCCAGACAUCAGAAGUACAGGCAGCGCGAGCGCCUACGGCACGUCGACACUGUGGUCGGCACACUCGAUACCGCACUACGACGCAUGGGACAAAGCAUGAAGAAGGUGGAGCGCUGGAAGAUGGAGAUGCCGACCGAGGCGGAGAUGCUGCCCAAGGACAAAUACACCGUCUUCGACCGUAAGGUGAAGAGGUAUCGAAAGGGAAUACACAAGGUGCCAAAAUGGACAAGAGUCAGUCAACGACUCAACCCUCCGGUGCAAGUACUGGAACUGCUCAAAGCCAAUACCAUCACAGUCCAGGCCUAUGCGCAAUCUCUCAUCGACCGCAUCCGCGACCGGGACGAUAUUGUAAAGGCAUGGGCCCAUCUCGACAUGCCCACGCAAUAUGGCUCUCCAACAUACAAGGGACAACAAUCUGGCUUCGACUCAUCGGCUGUUUCCAUUCUGCGAGCUACAGGAGCCUUAAUCUUCGGCAAGACAACCACAACUGACUUCACGAUCACCAACUCAGGACCUCCGACCACCAAUCCCCACGACCCAUCUCGAACCCCAGGCGGCUCUUCAUGCGGCUCCGCCGCCGCCGUAGCCGAUAUGCAGAUUCCACUUGCCUUGGGCAUACAGACAGGCGGAAGCGUCAUCCGACCAGCAGCCUAUUGCGGUAUCUUCGCCAUGAAACCCAUGCACAACGCCAUCUCAACCUCGGGGCAAAAGAUCGUUUCCUCUACAUUCGAUACCAUCGGCUUCUUUGCUCGUAGCAUCGAAGAUCUGCAGUUACUAGCAGAUGUCUUCUCCCUCGCUGACGACGAGCACCCAAGGAAGGUAUGCUUGGAUGAUAUCUCAGUCGCUCUUGUCAAGACACCCAUGUGGUCACACGCCGGCCCUGGUACUAUACAUGCCAUGCAUAAAACAGCCGCGAUACUGCAAAACCACGGCGUUCAAGCCGAAGAGAUGUCUCUACCGGAUGGCUUUGGCGAUGCAGACAUUCUAACGCGCUCUCAAAACGCAAUCAUCGGCACUGAGACCGCACUUGCUUUCCAUGAAGAAUACCGUCUACACAAGGAUGGUUUGGACGUCUCGAUUCGGAAUCUAGUAGAAAACCACUCUAAACACGCUGAUGCGGAAAAGAAAAGAAGAGAAGCUCUGGAAAAGUACACGCAUCUGCGUACGCUCUUCGACGCGAUAGCGGCCAAGUAUUCUGUCAUCAUCGCGCCAAGUGCUGUAGAUGAGGCGCCGGUGGGCCUUGGUGAUAUGGGGAGUCCGGUUUUCAAUACGCUGUGGACGCCAAGUUGA
Alternaria arbusti is the source of this 1359-nucleotide messenger RNA. RefSeq lists its product as uncharacterized. The record is from RefSeq and is a predicted model, not a curated record. The transcript is spliced from 6 exons. NCBI's taxonomy places the organism in Eukaryota, Fungi, Ascomycota, Dothideomycetes, Pleosporales, Pleosporaceae. The coding region runs from base 1 to 1359 and encodes 452 amino acids. Gene Ontology annotation, molecular function: structural constituent of ribosome. Gene Ontology annotation, cellular component: mitochondrial large ribosomal subunit.